Molecule: messenger RNA, 1800 nt
Organism: Esox lucius (northern pike)
Lineage: Eukaryota; Metazoa; Chordata; Actinopteri; Esociformes; Esocidae
Product: beta-Ala-His dipeptidase
Exons: 11
Coding region: 53-1468 (471 amino acids)
Biological process (GO): proteolysis
Cellular component (GO): cytosol
Molecular function (GO): metallodipeptidase activity
Source: RefSeq, a predicted model, not a curated record
AGUACUCACUUAACUUGCUUCCUCUUCAACUUCUUCUCCUGGAUCUGCAGUCAUGUUGGAACCAUUGUUUCAAUACAUCGAUGAUCACCAAAAUCAGUUUGUCCAGAGGCUUAAAGAGUGGGUAGCCAUCAAAAGUGACUCUGGAGAUCACACAAAAUGGGGAGAAGUUGAAACAAUGUUGAACAUGGCGGCAGAGAGGAUCAAAAAGAUGGGAGGUAAAGUGGAGCUAGCUGACGCAGGCACUCAUCAGCUGCCCAGUGGGGAGACGGUGCUGCUCCCACCGGUUAUACUGGCUGAAUUUGCCAAGGACCCAAAGAAAGCCACUCUCUGUAUCUAUGGCCAUGUGGAUGUCCAGCCAGCCAAGAUGGAGGAUGGCUGGGCCACUGACCCCUUUAAUCUGACAGAGAUUAAAGGUAACUUGUAUGGAAGAGGGGCUACGGACAACAAAGGGCCAGUUCUGGCUUGGCUACAUGCUGUGGAGUCCUAUCAGGCCACAAAGAAGGAGAUACCAGUGAAUAUUAAACUCAUCAUCGAGGGUCUGGAGGAGGUGGGUUCGUACGGUCUGUUCAAGUUGAUCAAGAAGAGAAGAGACAGCUUCUUUGCAGAUGUCGACUUUAUUGUGAUAUCUGACAACGUGUGGGCGACGACAACUCCAGCACUGACUUAUGGAACCAGAGGAAGCAGCUACUUCUUUGUGGAGAUUGAAGGUCCUAAAUUGGACUUGCAUUCUGGAGUGUACGGUGGUUCGAUCCAAGAGCCCAUGGCAGAUCUGAUAGCCUUGCUUGGAAGUCUGUUGGAUCACACCGGAAAGAUCCAGGUUGUUGGGGUCUCAGAUGAUGUCACCCCCCUCACUGAGGACGAGAGGAAGCUCUAUGACAACAUUAGCUUUGACCUGGAGGAAAUGAAGAAUGUGGUUGGGGUCAAGCACUUUCUGCAGGACACUAAGGAGGAAGUCCUCAUGGCUCGAUGGCGUUACCCAUCCCUGUCCAUCCAUGGAGUAGAGGGGGCCUUUUCAGAUCCAGGCAGCAAAACUAUUAUCCCCAGAAAAGUCACAGGAAAGUUCUCCAUCCGACAAGUGCCCAACAUGGACCCACCAGAUGUGGAGAGGAAGGUGAAAGAGCACCUGGAGCAGGUCUUUUCCACUCUUAACAGUCCUAACAGGCUUAAAGUGACUGCCACAGUCGGGGCCAAACCAUGGGUGGCCAACCUGCAAGACUCUCAGUAUGUGGCUGGACAAAAAGCCGUCAAAGACGUGUUUGGAGUGGAGCCAGAGUUCAUCCGUGAGGGCUCCACCAUCCCUAUAGCUCAGACCUUCCAGGAGGAAACAGGCAAGAGUGUGAUGAUGCUGCCAAUCAGUGGCCAUGAUGACGGGGAGCACUCUCAGAAUGAGAAGAUUAGCAGGUACAACUACAUUGAGGGGACAAAGCUGUUUGCUGCAUAUUUUUAUGAGCUCUCACUUCUUCAUUAGAUUCAGGAUCUGUUUCUGCCAGAACUGUGACCAUUAUAAUUAUACUGUAAGUGACAGUAUUGCUCUAAUUUAUUCAAGGAUCAUUAUAUUGCCUGUAUUAAAGAUAUUACUUUGAUUAUAAGAAAAAUGUUUUAGCACCCUCUAGUGUUUUAGAGAAAAGGCAUAUGUUUAAAGUAUUUCACAUUUGCAUUGUAUUACAACAGGAUAUAAUACAUGAUCUCAUACUGUCAUUGUUAAACAAAAUAACUGUGUACAAUGUUUAUUUUACAAUGUAGUAUACUGUGGAUGAUUAACAAUAAAUACAUCCUACUUCAGAUUAAACAAUUCUAUCA